AAGCGAGGGCGGGCCACUAGUCUAAAAUAUUUACCUUUGCCUAGUACUAAGCCUGAGAAGUGUAUAUUAAUUUAGUAUUUUAUAACGUUUUUUUAUUUUGAACAUAAAUUUGCUUGAUUUACAAAUCUGUUUUGCAGCCUAAGCCACACUGGAAACUAGAUGAAAUUCGAAACGGCCAUUGAAUUGACAGAUUGGAUUUUUUCUUCUAAAAUUAUCUUUGUUAUUUUUUUUUUUAUUAUCUAAUGUUGUUUUAUCUUCCUGUAAACAUAUUUAGGUGAUAUACAAGAAAUAAAUAUGUAAACAUCUUUAAUCAAACUUAUUUUGAGUUUAGAUACCUUUGUUAUCAGCUCCCAGGUUAGGCAUAUAUAUAAUAGGGUCAAUGAGUGAUCUAAUUUAUGUUGUUUGACACACUGAGCGAAGAUGGUCGUGUCGUUAAAGAUAAUUUAUAUUGGCCUUGUACUUGGCCUUGUUGUAGCUUAUACGCAAGCCGCUAGUAUCAGCGACAAUAGUCUUCCUACCUAUGAUACGAUAGUAGUAGGUCUGGGUGCGUCUGGCACGGCCGCUGCUACUACACUAGCGCGCGCUGGGAGGAGAGUGUUGGGUCUGGAGGCUCAAGAGAGAAUCGGUGGUCGAGUAUAUACUGUGCCCUUCGACGAUGGCGUUGUGGAGGUGGGAGCUGAGUGGAUACACGGCCAAAUCGGCAGUCGUACCUACGAGUUGGCAGUGCAAAACAACGUGUCCAUAAUCGCAGACGAGACAUCUGUGGGCGGGUAUCGCUCAGACGGAACCCUAUUGGAUGACAAUACGAUGAACCUCAUGAAAGAGCUGGUGGAAAAAGGGAUGGAGAUCGCCGCCGAUUCACCAGAGCCACCCGAGCCUUUGGGACAGUACAUUACCAGAAAAUUAAUGCAAUAUAUAGAGAAGAAGCACCCUGAACUCCUGAACGACAAGGAGUUCUUAGCCCAAUUCUUUGAGUACAUGGACCUCAACAUUGAUACUUACGAAGCCACCACCAGCUGGAAUGACGUCAGCACCGCCAGCCAAUCCGUGGAACUAGAAGGAAACCAAGCCAUGAGCUGGCAUAGAAACGGAUACAAGACGCUCUUCGAAAUACUGUUGAACACGUACAGAAACGGAUCAGGUUUGCCGACAUUACAAUACAAGCUGAACACUGAGGUGACGAAGAUAACUUUGUCUGAGGCCCCGAAUAAGGUCUUUGUCACUUGUAAAGAUGGCAGCACUUAUGCAGCUGACAACGUGAUAGUCACACCUUCAGUAGCUGUUCUGAAGGAAAGACACGCAACCCUGUUUUCGCUGCCGCUACCAAAAGACAAGGUGGACGCUAUCAACAACAUCAAAAUGGGAGUCGAAAGCAAGAUUAUGUUCCGAUACCCGAACAGGUGGUGGGGCGAUAACGGUUUCUUUGCAUUCUUGUGGAGAACAGAGGAUAAGAGCGGGACAGAAGAUGUGUGGGUGAAGAAAAUCCCUGCAGUCAGCACUCCUAUGGGAGCCAGUAAUGUGCUCACAUUGUGGCUCACCGGGGAUUAUGCGGUUAUGGCAGAGAAUCUUCCGGAUGAUGAAGUCAGAGCGAAAGGGAUGGCUCUGUUGAGAAGAUUUCUGGGCGCAAACAUUACUAUACCCGAACCGGUAGAGAUGUUAAGAUCGUUAUGGCACAAGAACCCUCACGUUCUAGGCAGCUUCACGUACGAUGAUGUGGACUACCCCCACCACGUCACCGCGCGCGCCGAUCUCGCUCGACCAAUCACAGACGAGAAAGGUGUCCCGAGAAUCUUAUUCGCUGGUGAAGCGACGCACACGCAGCAGUUUUCGACGGUGCACGGAGCAGUCGACACGGGGUAUAGGGAAGCGAACAGACUGCUAGGAAAUACAGUUUGAGUUCCGAAUAGAGCGUUUCAUU
Chilo suppressalis (striped riceborer) is the source of this 1918-nucleotide messenger RNA. The record is from the annotation of a GenBank genome assembly. Lineage: Eukaryota; Metazoa; Arthropoda; Insecta; Lepidoptera; Crambidae.